AUGGCUAAUAAUACUAAGCAGAAGCCGGUGUCUGGGGGAGUGUCGGAGACGCGCAGCAAUCUCGGAAGGGUUGGCAGUCCGCGGCGGUGGUCGCGUGCGGCGGCGGGGAGGUUGGCAGCCGUGGGCAGUGAGGGAUGGAGCAAGAUGGCGGCCUCGCCUGGCCUCGUCAGGCUAGAGCAGAGAUUAAAGGUUAAAAUAGGUGAAGCCAAAAAUCUUGUGUUGCGCAACCAUGGCAACGCUGGGCCACGAGAUGUGUACUGCACCAUCUCUUUGGACCAGGAGGAGAUCUUUCGUUCAGCAACAGCAGAAAAGACACAAGACCUCUCAGCCUUCUUUGGGGAGGAGUUCCAGUUUGACAUUCCACGGGAGUUCCGCUUCCUCUCCUUCUAUCUCUAUGACCGUGACCGCCCUAUGAAGACAGACAAGAUCAUGGGCAAAGUGUCCAUCAAGAAAGAUGAUUUGCACAAGUAUCACGGCAAGGACCAGUGGUUUCCCAUCACACCUGUUGAUGCAGACUCAGAGGUCCAGGGCAAAGUACAUGUGGAGGUGAAGUUGCUGCUUGUGGAGAUAAUGAAUGAUGGGUACCCACAACACAUGGUGUCCGUCAAGAUCCAGGAGUGCAGUGACUUGGCAAUUAUAAGUGGCUGCUGUGACCCCUUUGCCACAGUCACCAUGCACUACACAAACAAGAAGCAAGAGUCCAAGAGAACAAAGGUCAAAAAGAAAACCACGUGUCCCAACUUCAAUGAGACCUUUAUAUUUGAGCAGAGUGGCCAGCGAGGUGGAAGUCAGGACCGUGAGAACAUGUACAGCCUGGUAGAUGAGGAUGCAGGCUUCCAGGAGGUUCGUGUGGCCUUAUGGCAUGACUGCACUGGCAUGUUCGGCAAUGUGUUCCUUGGGGAAGUCAAGAUCUCCCUUGGCAGCCUUUCUCCGCCUCAAGAACGCAAUGCUUGGUACUUUCUCCAGCCGAGAGAUUCUGCGGGGAAGCACCACCGGGGGGACCUGGGAACCCUGAGGCUAAACCUUCACUAUACCUCCGAUUAUGUUUUCUCUAGUCAGUCUUACGAUUCUCUGCGUAACCUCAUCCUACAAAGUGCUGCAGUGGAGCCAAUCACGUCCUCGGUGGCCUGGCUGAUGGGGGAGGUGGUGAGCCAGAAGCAGGAUGUGGUGCAGCCGCUCACCCGUGUCUUCUUACACCAUGGUCAGGUGGUCCCCUUCAUCUCUGCCCUGGCCAAGCAUGAGAUUUCUAAAAUCACAGACACAAACACCAUUUUCCGUGGCAACACCCUGGUCUCCAAGUGCAUAGAUGAGCUGAUGAAGCUGGUAGGCCAUCACUACCUGCGUGCUACACUGAAGCCAACCCUAGACUUGGUUCUGCGGGAGAGGAAGCCAUGUGAGAUCGAUCCCACCAAGAUGCAGCAGGGGGAGAGCAGGGAGACCAAUCUAGCUAAUCUCAAGGAGUAUAUCAGCAUGGUUUUGAAAGCCAUAAUGAACUCAGCUCUUAGCUGCCCUCCCGUUAUGUGCCAAAUAUUUUCUGAGCUGCGGGAGCUUGCCAACAUCUACUUCCCAAAUGAGCGUGAAGUGAGAUAUUCUGCCAUCUCUGGCUUUGUCUUCCUCCGGUUCUUUGCGCCAGCAAUUCUUUACCCUAAGUUGUUUGAUCUCACCACUGAACAAACAGACCCCUCAACUCACCGCACGCUAACUCUUUUGAGCAAGACAGUGCAGAGUGUGGGCAACCUGGUCAGCUCCAAGACGUCAAACCAGAACUUUCGUGAGACAUACAUGCGAGAGGUUUUCUCCCAUUGUGUCACUGACAAGCAUGUGGAAGGCAUGCGCACGUUUUUGGACAUUAUAUCUCAGAUGCCUAAUGGGAAUCAAAAGGCUUAUGAUACUCCAAUUAUACUCAAGGAAGGAAAAAUGGUUAAGCGUGCUCAAGGAAGAAAGAAGUUUGGUAUAAAGAAUUUCAAGUCACGGUUCUUCAGACUCACGACCCACAGCCUCACAUACUCAAAGACUGUUGGUGGCCGAGCACUCUGCAGCAUCCCUGUAGAUGACAUCUUGGCUGUGGAGAGAGUGGAGGAGUCCUCAUUUAAGUGCAAGAACAUGUUCCAGCUUGUGCAGCCACAUAGAACACUGUAUAUCCAGGCUAUGAACUGUGUAGAAGAGAAAGAGUGGUUGGAUCUCCUCACCAAAGUGUGUCUUUACAACAGCCACCGGUUGAAGCAGUAUCACCCUGGAGCAUACAUCAAUUCAAACUGGUUGUGCUGUAAGGCUACAAGUGAACAAGCACCAGGAUGUAGUGCUGUGUCUAACUACAUGGAGUGCGACUUGAAGACCCACAUAGACAGUGACAGAGAAAUGGAGCGCUUGCGAUCACUCCUAAUGGAGAAUAUGCCCAAGCUGGAGAAGCUGCACAAGGCCUGUGAAAGUGCUCAGAUUUAUGGUGGUUCACGGGAUCUCUCUGUAGUGGGGGGUGUUUUAGAUGACCCAAUUGCAUCCCAGAAGUCCAUCAACCAGGUCAUGGCCAGUGUCAUACAACUGCAGCAGGAACACAAGAACCAUGAGCGAAAAUUUUUGCGCACUGUGAGAUAUGGCUCAAAACAAGCCCCCAUUGGUGAUGACAACUACCUGCUGCUUGCCUCCAGUAAUGCAAAGUUUGAUUCAAAUUCCUCGGGGAGUGAGAUGGGGACCCCGAUCCGGAAGACAUCCAGCAGCCCUUGCUGACUCUCCACUGAUGCCACAUGCAUACACAGUUCUAUCAGAGAGCCUCAUGAGACUUGUUUGGCAAGGUGACACAUGCACUGAUAGGUAUACUCUGAAGACUGGUCCUUUUAGGAUGGUGUCUUGGUAUGGACUUUGCCCUCCUCAAAUGUGAUGAGGAAAGGGAUGGGAACAAGAACCCCUGCUGGAUGGAGAGUGACUGUGGCAGGUCACAGGGGUCAGUUGGGACUUGCUCUUUUGGGUGAGUGUGAAGUUGUGAGCUCUAUAAAGGAAAAACAUAAAAGUGGCUUGUGGCUAACACUUCCCUGGAGGGACAUUGAUGCUGUAAAUAUUUAUUAGGAAUUGGGCAAUCUCUCCCAGAACUGAACCUUGAAAAAUACAAGAGACUUUGUUUAAUCAUUGUUGACAGAAAAAAAAUGGCUUGUGUCUCAUUUAUUUUAUAAAGAGAAGUAAGAAAACUGCAAGUUAGGAGAAUACAAGAAGAUAUGAAUAAUACAGGCCAUUCUGAAAUGUUCACUCGUAUUAGGACAUUCACUUGAGGCUAUGACCAAUAAUUUUUUUAUAUAGUAGUUACAUAGAGUAGUUAAGCAAUAAUUAUUUUGUUAUUUAAUUUUGUAAGUGAGAAACACUGGCAAGGGAUAAAUGAUUUCCCCAGUAAGUUGAAUG
Molecule: messenger RNA, 3387 nt
Organism: Penaeus chinensis
Lineage: Eukaryota; Metazoa; Arthropoda; Malacostraca; Decapoda; Penaeidae
Gene: RasGAP1
Product: ras GTPase-activating protein 3-like
Exons: 19
Coding region: 1-2724 (907 amino acids)
Biological process (GO): regulation of GTPase activity; intracellular signal transduction
Source: RefSeq, a predicted model, not a curated record